Molecule: messenger RNA, 1185 nt
Organism: Aspergillus welwitschiae
Lineage: Eukaryota; Fungi; Ascomycota; Eurotiomycetes; Eurotiales; Aspergillaceae
Product: ACT domain-containing protein
Exons: 3
Coding region: 1-1185 (394 amino acids)
Biological process (GO): regulation of intracellular signal transduction; cellular response to L-arginine
Cellular component (GO): cytosol
Source: RefSeq, a predicted model, not a curated record
AUGCAGAUUCUCUUCCAUGAGGUGCCUCCUAUCUCCGAAAGCCAAAUGGAAGAGGACGAUGGGUACGCAGAGGGUCAUAGACGCCACCAGCCGGCAUUUUUGAACUUCUCGAUCACCCCUGUGGAAUGCUCGAUCAUGUGUCCCAGACAGCUCGCUAAUGAGUACUUCGCUCCUCUUGUCAACAAGUUCGUUCAGAGCAAUUCCUCGGGCCAAAGCCGCCUAUCCAUCAGCCAUGAUGAUUUCAUUGCCAUGCAGGUGUACGGAGAGGGCCUCGAAGCCGGCCAACGGGUCCUCGAGCUUACGAGCCCGCUGGCUAUGGCAGGAAUCUCUAUCUUCUUCAUCUCCACGUACUUUUCCGACUACAUCAUCGUUCCUCUUCGAAGCAAGACGCAGGUUAUCGAAGCCUUGGAGAAGCGUGGCUUCCAUUUCGAAAUGUCGACAGAGGCUUUCGUCAACAAUAACCAAUCCCAAUUCAACAGCUGCUUCAGUCCCAUCUCGUCCCGGUCGGCGAGCAGUUUGGGCUCCCCUCCUGCCACCCCGCCACCCUCGUCGCUGGACGAACUGCAGACGCGCACUUUUAGCUCUCUGCGGAAGCACCAUAUUAUUCCAUCCGUUGACAGAACCCUGCGUCUAGUGCAAUGCGCCGCGCAUCAUCGCUACAGUAGCGAUACAAGCUCCAUUGCCAUACUCCGUGAAGCCCUCACAACAGCUUUGGUCGUCGACAAGCCACGUCUUCUUUUGGGAUCUAAGGAGGAGAUCCUUGUCCCCAUUAUGCUCGACCUGCGUAAGCUUCCUCUUGAAGCUUCAGGUAUUGUGUGUGGCGUUGCUGGCCGACUGGCCGACGCAACGCACGCCCGGGGCGACGAGGAUACUGACGUAUCCACAAUUCUCUCUCAUUCAUGGAACGGUGGUGGCUCGUCUUUUGACAGUGCCUUUAAAAACGUCCUGUCCUCUAGCCACGGCUCCGGUGGACCUGUCAGAUCCUUUGGUACCAGCCCCGGCUACAGAACCCAUCGUCUGCAGCCAGACAUGGACCCAUACAUGGACGCCGUCGAGAUCAGCUUUCUCAGCACCGCGCGGGCGGGCUCCAUCAUUGUGGGUGAACACGAACUUCAUCGUGCCGUCGAUGCCCUCGAAGCGGAAAGCCACGAACCCGAUGCAGCAAUUACGGCACUCGAACUUUGA